GCGGUCAUCUCAGCGUAAAUAAAAUGGAAAACGACAAGGGAGAACUCGUUGAUCUUUACGUACCACGCAAGUGCCAUGCUACAGGUCGUUUGAUUACACCAAAGGAUCACACUUCCGUACAACUCUCAGUCGCUCAAGUUGACGCUAACGGCAAGAUGACCGAUGGUAGAGAGUUCAUCGCUCUCUCAGGUGAUGUUAGAGCUAUGGGUGAAGCUGAUGACUCAAUCAACAGACUCGCUACUGAAAGAGGUCUCCUUCGUAACGUUUUCACUUACGCCAAGUAAGAAGGUUUUUUUGUAGCUCCUCGAAUAUAAACAAACUUUCUUAAAAAACAAUAAUUUUUGACAGAAAAAGUAACAUAAAUUCAAAUG
This is a messenger RNA of Wallemia mellicola CBS 633.66, 371 nucleotides long. Its product is annotated as ribosomal protein S21e. The transcript is spliced from 3 exons. The record is from RefSeq and is a predicted model, not a curated record. Gene Ontology annotation, biological process: translation; endonucleolytic cleavage to generate mature 3'-end of SSU-rRNA from (SSU-rRNA, 5.8S rRNA, LSU-rRNA); endonucleolytic cleavage in ITS1 to separate SSU-rRNA from 5.8S rRNA and LSU-rRNA from tricistronic rRNA transcript (SSU-rRNA, 5.8S rRNA, LSU-rRNA). NCBI's taxonomy places the organism in Eukaryota, Fungi, Basidiomycota, Wallemiomycetes, Wallemiales, Wallemiaceae. Gene Ontology annotation, cellular component: ribosome; cytosolic small ribosomal subunit. Gene Ontology annotation, molecular function: structural constituent of ribosome. Bases 24 to 284 code for a protein of 86 amino acids.